GUUGGCAACAUGGACUAUCUUCAUAUUUCUUUUCUUUUUUCUCUAAACCAUCAUCAGUUAACCUUUUUCAACAAACAUGAAAAGCAAAACCGUCUGUUUUGGCAUCAGAGGACGCAACAACAAGAGCAAGGAAAACAAAGUCGAAGAUUUAGAGAAACUCUCCCAUGUCAAGCCUAAUCACAAGGGAAAAACUAAAAGGUGUGCUUCAACAACUCCUGUUGGUGAUGAUGAUGGUGGCAUCAAUGUUCAUGGAGCCAACAUAGUUGCUAGCAAUGAUGCAGGAGUAGCUGCUGCUGUGAUCACUGCAGCUCAUAUGUCUUUGAUGUGUGUCAAUGAUGGUCAAGAUGGAAGUGGUCAUGGUCAUGGGGGUGAAUCUGGGGUAGAUGGUGAUGGUGGCUGAUUGUCAUACUCAAAUAUUUGUUUAGUAUGAAACUUGGAUGCAGUUCCUUAAAUGUUUUUGGUAUCGUUAUUGCAUUAUAAUUGUUGAUCUUUAAUGCAAACUUUGUCGUGCAUAUUAUUGAAGUGAAACUCCAAUUCUGAUCAGAAAGUAAGACAAAAAUGCCUUGGGAACUACCAGUAAGCUAUAUCAUUCUUUUAAUGCUUGUCUCCCCUACCUUGCUUUGCAAGGUUAAUUGUAAUGCUUGAUAGCUUCCUGUGGAUUUCUUGGUUCUGCAUUGCAAUUGCUUGUCUAUUGUUCCUUUUUUGUUAGUUUUCUACAGUUGUAUGAGAUCUCAAUUAAGUGGAGACAUAAAUUCCUUCCUUAUCUAUAAUAUAUGGUUGAUGGUUCUAGUUUUCAAAUCA
Messenger RNA from Glycine soja, 801 nucleotides. RefSeq lists its product as uncharacterized. The record is from RefSeq and is a predicted model, not a curated record. Lineage: Eukaryota; Viridiplantae; Streptophyta; Magnoliopsida; Fabales; Fabaceae. The transcript has a single exon. Bases 77 to 400 code for a protein of 107 amino acids.